Molecule: messenger RNA, 652 nt
Organism: Cuscuta europaea
Lineage: Eukaryota; Viridiplantae; Streptophyta; Magnoliopsida; Solanales; Convolvulaceae
Source: the annotation of a GenBank genome assembly
AUCCCUCAAAGUCUACCACCAAAUACAUCUUGAUCAAGAAAUGGUCACAGAGGGUUUCUGCCUGCCCACCGCCGUUAACGGCGUCUCCGCCAAUCUCAACCUGAUGACCACUCCAUCAUCUCUAGAUAUGUGGAUGAUUCCCUCUCAGUCGGAGAUGAACUCCGGCUGCCGGAAAAGCUCCCCCGGGUCUGAAGUUCUCAGCGGCGCGGAUGAGGUGAUGGACAUGUUGUGGGAGGAUUUCAACGACGAAUUGCACGGGAGUAGUGGGUCAGCGGGAUUCCAUACCGACGACGUUUCCGAACCCCGGUGGUCGCCGGAUUUUUCUCCUCCGCCGGUGAAUGAAAAACUGGCGGCGGCGGCAAUGCGCAAGAGGAGGAAUGGAGCUGGUGGUGGUGGGAUGCUUUCCCCGUUUGUAAUGCUGAAGUUGUUGAAGAAAAUACUUAUGUUUAAAAAAUCUGCAUCAGUAUUCAAGAGGCAUGCGUCCUUGCCCUGAUUCCUGAUUAACUUUUCAUGUACCUAAAAUUUAUAUAUAUAAAUAUUUGCUUUUGUUCUAUGAUUCCAUUUGCCCAUAGCCCAGGAGCCGAGGGCGCCCGAAUUAAAAAAAUUAAAAGUCCACUCUUACGUUUAUAGGAAGAUAUACAUGUGUUUGUUC